GGCUUUCAGGUGCUGUGCGACCUCCACAACGGCUUUUCGGGGGUCGGGUCCAAGGCAGUGGAGCUGCUGCAGGAUGAAUACACGGGAAAAGGCAUCCUGACUUGUGGGCUGACGCCUGUGCUUCCGUCCAGGGUCCCCCCCCACCGGAACUUCUACCGGCUGAUGAACACGGCUCUGGGCAUCGUCCGUCUUUCCGGCCAGAGUUCCCUCUUCUGCCCUCUGUCGCUGAACGGAAGCCUGGGGCUCAGACCGGGCGGCCCCGUGGCCCUGCCGAACCUCCAGUACGAGCCGUCUCUGGAUUAUCACACGAGCGCCAUUCUUGCCACCGCCCUGGACACGAUGACCGUCCCCUACCGGCUCCAGAACUCGGACAUCACCAUGUCCAACCUGACCGAAACCCUGAAUUUCUCUGGAAGGAAGGUCGCAGAGGCCUCGGCCGCUCUGCCUUUCUCCGUGAUGGAAGACCAGUCCCUUCCCGACGCGUUGUACAACCAACAACCUAGCGCGGCCUGGUGUCCGUUGUCGUCUUGCGGCGACCGAAGCGAUGCCGGCUGCUUCGCGCAGUCGGUUGUGUUGCGAGGGAUCGGCAAACGGCAACAAGUGAGCAACGCCCCUCCAGGAACCGAACCCAAGUCCAUCCUUCACAUGUGCGAGACCGGCCAGGAAGUGCUGGCCCGUUACUUACACACCGUCUCUCCUCGGACUCUGAGCACUUCUCUUUUGCUGCAAAGACCCUGCAAGCUUUUGGCUCCGUACCCCCAGUUUUUCUCGCCUUUCCUGAACAAGCACGGAUUUCUGUCGGAGAAGCCAUUGUACAGCCCAGCAAAGGUCGAAAGCAUCCCCGUCUUGGCGGCCUUCCGGUCCUCGGCAGCCUUAUACCGGACCCUGGAUGACUUUUACCGAGAGCUGCGCGGAACGGACUUGAGACGCUGGGCGAGUUUCUUCUCCGCUGGGGUGGAGAUGGACGACUUCCAAGAGGUGCUGGAGGAGCUGCGGACGCUGUCCCUUUGCUACAAGAAAAGCAGCCUGGACGAAAAUUCGGACGACGAUACGGACUGAGCUGGUUUUUCGGAGAUGCCACGGACCCUUCUCGCCGCACGUUUGAAACCAGAGAAAUAAAAACUUGCCGAGAACGCCUCUCCUCCUUUGCGUGUUU
Molecule: messenger RNA, 1156 nt
Organism: Notechis scutatus (mainland tiger snake)
Lineage: Eukaryota; Metazoa; Chordata; Lepidosauria; Squamata; Elapidae
Source: RefSeq, a predicted model, not a curated record